This is a messenger RNA of Hemibagrus wyckioides, 886 nucleotides long. RefSeq names its product myosin light chain, phosphorylatable, fast skeletal muscle a (gene mylpfa). NCBI's taxonomy places the organism in Eukaryota, Metazoa, Chordata, Actinopteri, Siluriformes, Bagridae. Gene Ontology annotation, biological process: skeletal muscle tissue development. The record is from RefSeq and is a predicted model, not a curated record. Gene Ontology annotation, cellular component: cytoplasm. Gene Ontology annotation, molecular function: calcium ion binding. The transcript is spliced from 7 exons. The coding region runs from base 138 to 647 and encodes 169 amino acids.
GCCAAACUUAAGGCCAGGGCUAUAAUUAGAGGGCACUAGGAGGUAUAUAAGCCCCCUAGGGGACGAGGCCCAGACGCGGCUUCACACAGUCUUCUCUUCUUUGAGCUUCCUAAACUUCACAUACACACCGUCUCAAAAUGGCACCCAAGAAGGCCAAGAGGAGGGCAGGAGGAGGAGAGGGAUCCUCUAAUGUGUUCUCCAUGUUCGAGCAGAGCCAGAUCCAGGAGUACAAAGAGGCUUUCACAAUCAUUGACCAGAACAGAGACGGUAUCAUCAGCAAGGAUGACCUGAGGGACGUGCUGGCCUCAAUGGGUCAGCUGAAUGUGAAGAAUGAGGAGCUGGAGGCCAUGAUCAAGGAGGCCAGCGGCCCCAUCAACUUCACCGUCUUCCUCACCAUGUUCGGAGAGAAGCUGAAGGGUGCUGAUCCCGAGGACGUCAUCGUGUCCGCUUUCAAGGUCCUGGACCCCGAGGGCACAGGAACCAUUAAGAAGACUUUCCUGGAGGAGCUUCUGACCACUCAGUGUGACAGGUUCUCCGCAGAGGAGAUGAAGAACCUGUGGGCCGCCUUCCCCCCAGAUGUGGCCGGCAACGUUGACUACAAGAACAUCUGCUACGUCAUCACACACGGCGAGGAGAAGGAAGAGUAAGAGUAAAUCAGAAAAAGAAGAAGAAGAAGAAAUGAACGCGCUCCGCCCCGCCAGCCCGUCCUGCAUCCCUCCGUUUCUUGCUUCCUUCCUUUUUGUUACUCUCGAGCACUUCGUCCUUUCCACGCAGUCCUCCGAAAGACUCGUCUCGUAAACCCGCUGGCGCAGGAAAUCCGUGUCUGUGGCGUCUGUUCGUGGGGGAAAAAAGGGAUUCAUUUGCAAUAAAAUCUUAUUUUACCUUC